UUGCGCGCGCGUCUUUGCCGUUGUCGACAUUUUGGUUUUUUGUUUGUUUGCGUCUUAUGUGCUCGUUCCGCUUUAAUUUUAAGCGCAAUUGGAUUAAGCGUGUGUAUUUCGCCUGCUAUUAAAACGAGUUCUUUUCAAUACAAUACAUACACAUACAAAACACCAUUUGGUAGAAAUCAGCAGUAGGUAUGGCUGAAGCCCAUGCCGCCGUCGCCUUCUCGUUUGCGAUCACGCACGAGGGCUUCGACAUCAACUAUGACCACGAGGUACUCAAUCUUGUGCUCAAUUCGGGCGUGCGCUCCUGGAAGAAACGCGUGGCGCGUGCUAGAAAUGGCAUUCGAAAUGGCGUGUAUCCGGCGCACAUACAAAGUCUCUGGCUGAUCACGGCCAUUGCGCUGGGCUUGCAUUUUGCGGGCUAUCAGGCGCCCUUCAAUUUGACCAACAGAAUCCUGGUGCAUCUGCCCAGCAACACAAUAAACUGGCAGAUCAGCGCCUGCUUCCUGGCCGCACUUACCAUAUGGCUUUCCAUCUGCUUCACCAUGCGCUACACGCUGAAGCUGUUGCUCAUGUACAAGGGAUGGAUGUAUGAGUCGAGGGCGCCGGGCAGUCGUGUUUCCAUACCCACCAUGCUCUGGGUGGCCGUAGUGCGUGUGCUCUCUAGCUGGAAUAAGCCGGGCCUGUACAGUUUUCAGGGCUCGCUGCCACGCCUACCGCUGCCGUCAGUGCAUGACACAAUGACACGUUAUCUGCGCUCGGUGCGCCCCUUGCUGGAUGACCAGAACUACGAGCGUAUGGAAAAAUUGGCCAAGGAGUUUGAGCAGACAAUUGGCAAGAAGUUGCAAAGAUAUCUCCUGCUGAAGAGCUGGACGUCCACUAACUACGUCUCCGAUUGGUGGGAGGAAUACGUCUAUUUGCGCGGUCGCAGUCCGCUUUGUGUGAACAGCAAUUUCUAUGGCACCGAUGCCAUCUUCAUGAAUCUCACCACCAUUCAGUCGGCACGUGCCGCCAAUGUCAUCUCGCUGCUGCUUAACUUUAGACGUUUGAUUGAGCAUCAGGAACUGCAGCCGAUUAUGGUGCAGGGCAUGAUACCGCUUUGCUCUUGGCAAUAUGAGCGCACCUUUAACACGGUACGCGUACCCGGCCUGGAAACGGAUCGCAUUGUUCACUAUCGGGACUCCAAUCACAUUGUGGUGCUGCACAAGGGCUGCUACUACAAGAUGCUUAUCUACUAUAAGGGACGCACUCUGCGCCCCUGCGAGCUGCAAGUGCAAAUCAAGGAGAUACUCGAGGCCAAGGCCACCCCAUUGGAGGGUGAGGAGCAUUUGGCUGCGCUGACUGCCUGGAAUCGUUCCAAGUGGGCUGAGGCGCGCAACACGUUCUUUUCACGUGGCAUUAACCACGUCUCGCUGCGCACAAUUGAAUCCGCUGCGUUUGUGCUCUCUCUGGACGAUGAGCCGUUCGAGUUUGAUCUAAAGCGUCCGGAGCUGCUGGACUCAUUUGGCAAGAAGCUGCUCCAUGGCAAUGGCUACAAUCGUUGGUUUGACAAAUGCUUCACCGUCUGCGUGGGCAACAACGGACGCGUCGGCUUCAAUGCCGAGCACACUUGGUCGGACGCUGCAAUCGCCUCACACAUGUGGGAGAAUCUGAUCAUUGAUGAUAUUGAAAGUGACGGAUAUGACGAGACGGGCAACACAAAGGGCAUACCGGAGUUUACGCCGCCAUCGCCCACACGUCUGAAUUGGGAUUUAAAGCCGUGUCUGCCACAGAUCGAGGAGGCGACCAUCAGUGCCACGAAACUGAUCAAUGAGGUCGAUCUGCGCAUACUGGUCCAUCAGGAGUACGGCAAGGGCUUCAUGAAGAAGUGCCGUCUGUCGCCGGAUGCAUACAUUCAAAUGGUGCUGCAGCUGGCCUAUUAUCGCGAUGCUGGACGCUUCUCGCUGACGUAUGAGGCCUCCAUGACGCGCCUGUUUCGCGAGGGACGCACUGAAACCGUGCGGCCCUGCACCAUAGAGUCGGCUGCGUGGGUAAAGGCCAUGGAGAAUCCCAGCACAACGAACGAUGAACGUGUGCAGCUGCUGAAGGAAGCCUGCGAUCGCCAUCAGUUGGGCUAUCAGGAUGCCAUGUGCGGACGUGGCAUUGAUCGUCAUCUGUUCUGUUUGUAUGUCGUCUCAAAAUACCUGGAAGUGGAUUCGCCCUUCCUGAACGAGGUGCUCAGCGAACCGUGGCGCCUGUCCACUAGUCAAACGCCGCAUGGCCAGACUCCAAAAAUGGAUUUAAAGAAGCACCCGAAUUGCAUUAGCGCCGGCGGCGGCUUUGGACCCGUUGCCGAUGAUGGUUAUGGCGUGUCCUAUAUUAUAGCCGGUGAAAAUUUGAUAUUCUUCCAUAUCUCAGCGAAGACCACAUGUGCGCAGACGGAUGUGCACCGAUUUGCUAGGAAUAUUAGCCAGGCUCUGGCUGACAUUCGCAGCAUGUUUGAGCAGCACAUGAAGGAUCAUCCGAAGCCCGCCAAGUCUCUCACAAAUGGCGUCUCCAAAUAAUGCAUAGUCCUAAUUGUAGUGAAACUCUUGCGAGAUUCUUGUUAGCAUUUGUUUUUACUUCUCUAGUUAUUCGUUUUAACAAUCAUCAAACAUAUUGUCUAUUGUAAGUUUUCAAUAUAAGUGCAAAAGUGUUUGGAGAAAACGUUUUAAAUCAAAAUCCACGCGAAAUGAGCAAUGCAAUCGUAUGUAUACAUAUAACUAAAAGAAAAAUUCGUGACAACUUGGCUGAUUUUUAAGAUCUAGUUUUAGCAGCUUUUGCACAAUUUGCUGUUUCUCAAUUAAUUAGUUUGUAAAUGAAAGAAAAAAUAUCAUUUUAACUUAAGGCUAAAAAAUAUAUAAAUAUAUAUGUAUA
Messenger RNA from Drosophila novamexicana, 2889 nucleotides. It is a transcript of the gene whd, whose product is annotated as carnitine O-palmitoyltransferase 1, liver isoform. Gene Ontology annotation, cellular component: mitochondrion. NCBI's taxonomy places the organism in Eukaryota, Metazoa, Arthropoda, Insecta, Diptera, Drosophilidae. The transcript has 8 exons. Gene Ontology annotation, molecular function: carnitine O-palmitoyltransferase activity. The record is from RefSeq and is a predicted model, not a curated record. Gene Ontology annotation, biological process: carnitine metabolic process; fatty acid metabolic process. The coding region runs from base 189 to 2537 and encodes 782 amino acids.